AUCUUAGGUUAUUAGCAUUUACAUGGGAAUCACUGUAAAUCUAGCAGAAGCAUGGGAACCUUACAAAGCUGCUAAAACUGCCCUCAACUACACACUGGAUCUUUCAAAUGUCAAAGAGCAGGCAAGCAGAUAUGCUGUGGUCACUGAGCGAGUGCACACUCAGGUGCAGCAGUUUCUCAAGGAAGGCUGUCUAAGGGAAGAGCUGGUGCUGGACAAUAUUCCCAAGCUGCUGAAUUGCCUGCGAGACUGCAAUGUAGCAAUUCGCUGGCUGAUGCUUCAUACUGCAGACACAGCUUGUGAUCCAAAUAACAAACGUCUCCGCCAGAUAAAGGAUCAAAUUCUCACAGACUCAAGGUACAAUCCCAGGAUCCUUUUCCAGCUUCUUCUGGAUACAGCUCAAUUUGAAUUCAUUUUGAAAGAGAUGUUCAAGCAGAUGCUGUCAGAAAAACAAACAAAAUGGGAGAACUAUAAAAAAGAGGGAUCUGAAAGGAUGACUGAGCUUGCUGAUGUCUUCUCAGGAGUUAAACCUCUUACUAGAGUGGAGAAAAAUGAAAAUCUUCAGGCUUGGUUCAGAGAAAUCUCCAAGCAAAUAAUGUCUCUAAACUAUGAUGAUUCCACUGCAGCAGGCAGAAAAACUGUGCAGCUAAUACAGGCACUGGAGGAGGUCCAAGAGUUUCACCAGCUGGAAACUAACCUGCAAGUUUGCCAGUUUCUGGCUGACACCCGCAAAUUUCUCCAUCAGAUGAUCCGAACUAUCAACAUUAAAGAAGAGGUCUUGAUCACCAUGCAGAUAGUUGGUGAUCUUUCUUAUGCUUGGCAAUUAAUUGACAGCUUUACAUCAAUCAUGCAGGAAAGCAUAAGAGUCAGUCCAUCUAUGGUAACUAAACUCAGAGCCACUUUCCUAAAGCUUGCUUCUGCUCUUGACUUGCCACUUCUCCGCAUCAAUCAAGCAAACAGUCCUGAUCUUCUCAGUGUAUCACAGUAUUAUUCUGGCGAAUUGGUUUCCUAUGUUAGAAAGGUUCUACAGAUAAUUCCAGAAAGCAUGUUUACAUCUCUUCUCAAAAUUAUAAAGCUUCAGACUCAUGAUAUUAUUGAAGUGCCUACUCGCCUUGAUAAGGACAAGCUACGAGAUUAUGCUCAGCUUGGACCACGAUACGAGGUUGCCAAGCUAACCCACGCGAUUUCAAUCUUCACUGAAGGUAUCCUCAUGAUGAAAACUACUUUAGUUGGUAUCAUCAAGGUGGACCCAAAACAGUUACUAGAGGAUGGAAUAAGGAAGGAGCUGGUAAAACGGGUAGCCCUAGCUCUUCACAGGGGACUCAUCUUUAAUCCUAGAGCCAAGCCAAGUGAACUGAUGCCCAAACUGAAAGAAAUGGCAGCUACAAUGGAUGGGUUCCAUCGAUCAUUUGAAUAUAUCCAGGAUUAUGUCAACAUAUAUGGUUUAAAAAUUUGGCAAGAAGAGGUGUCUCGUAUUAUUAACUACAAUGUGGAACAGGAGUGCAAUAACUUCUUAAGAACAAAGAUUCAGGACUGGCAAAGCAUAUACCAGUCUACUCAUAUUCCUAUACCAAAAUUCACCCCUGUGGAUGAAUCUGUAACAUUUAUUGGUCGGCUUUGUAGAGAAAUCCUGAGGAUCACAGACCCAAAAAUCACAUGUUACAUUGACCAAAUGAACACCUGGUAUGAUAUCAAAACUCAUCAGGAAGUAACCAAUAGUCGUCUCUUCUCAGAGAUCCAAGAUACUUUAGGUACCUUUGGUCUCAAUGGUUUAGACAGGCUUCUGUGUUUCAUGAUUGUAAAGGAACUGCAGAAUUUCCUCAGUAUGUUUCAGAAAAAUAUAUUGCGUGACAGGACAGUACAGGAUACCUUAAAAGCACUUAUGAAUGCUGUCAGUCCUCUCAAAGGAAUUAUAGCAAAUUCAAACAAGGUUUAUUCCGCUGCAAUUGCAAAAACUCAGAAGAUCUGGACGGCAUAUUUAGACUCCAUAAUGAAGGUUGGUCAGAUGCAGAUUUUAAGACGACAGAUUACCAAUGAAUUAAAUUAUUCCUGCAGGUUUGACUCCAAGCAUUUGGCUGCUGCUUUGGAAAAUCUCAAUAAAGCAAUACUGGCUGACAUUGAAGCACAUUAUCAGAACCCAUCACUACCUUAUCCUAAAGAAGACAACACUCUUUUGUAUGAAAUCACAGCUUAUCUGGAAGCAGCUGGCAUUCACAAUCCACUAAAUAAGAUCUACAUAACAACAAAACGUCUGCCGUAUUUUCCCACCGUCAACUUCCUAUUUCUCAUUUCCCAGUUUCCGAAACUUCAGUACAACAGAAAUUUAGGAGUGGUGUGCAAGCGGCCAGCUGAUCAAAUUGACUGGCUUCCUUUAGUUCUGGGACUCCUUACCCUGUUGAAACAGUUUCACUCAAGAUACACAGAACAAUUUCUGGCUCUGAUCGGUCAGUUUAUUCGUUCAAUGAUGGAACAGUGCACAAGCCAGAAGAUACCAGAAAUGCCUGCUGAUGUAGUGGGUGCACUCAUGUUCCUGGAAGAUUACAUUCGCUACACAAAGUUACCAAGAAAG
Messenger RNA from Pelecanus crispus (Dalmatian pelican), 2566 nucleotides. Lineage: Eukaryota; Metazoa; Chordata; Aves; Pelecaniformes; Pelecanidae. The record is from RefSeq and is a predicted model, not a curated record.